Neolamprologus brichardi is the source of this 4698-nucleotide messenger RNA. NCBI's taxonomy places the organism in Eukaryota, Metazoa, Chordata, Actinopteri, Cichliformes, Cichlidae. The record is from RefSeq and is a predicted model, not a curated record.
UUAUGUUUUUCAGCGUCACAUCCCCCUGGUCGGAGGAAUGUAGAGACGGAGUGCUUUAAAAAUAGCAUCCUCUCCUGUGACAGGCGCUGCCCGGAGGCUCCGCAGCACUGUGGUGCGAGAAGCAGGAAUGCGAAGAUGGCUGCAGACCUCGGAGAGCUGCUGGUCCCGUACAUGCCCACCAUCAGGGUCCCCAGAACAGGAGACCGGGUGUUCAAGAGCGAGUGCGCCUUUUCUUUCGACUCUCCCGAGUCUGAGGGAGGCCUGUAUGUGUGCAUGAACACAUUCCUGGGCUUUGGUCGAGAACAUGUGGAGCGACAUUAUCGCAAAACAGGACAGAGCGUUUACAUGCACCUCAAACGGCACGUCAAAGAGAAAGCCACAGGAGCUGCUGGAGGCGGCGCCAUCCCCAGAAGAAGAAAUGGAAAAGUGUUUCUAGAUUUAGAGCUGAACCGUGAUUUUAACGGGGAGGACUAUGAAUACGAGGAUGAGGCCAAGCUCGUCAUUUUUCCAGACCACUUCGAGAUCCCCUUACCAAAUAUUGAGGAGUUGCCCGCUCUGGUGACCAUCGCCUGUGAUGCAGUACUCAAUGCACCAUCAGCUUACAAGAAGCAGGAGCCUGAGUCCUGGGAGGAGGAGAUCCAGGUGUCGCGGCAUGCCAGAAGCCUCAGACAGCUGGAUAACGGGGUCAGGAUCCCACCCAGUGGCUGGAAGUGUCAGAAGUGUGAGAUGAGAGAGAACCUGUGGCUGAACCUGACAGACGGAGCAGUGCUCUGUGGGAAGUGGUUCUUUGAUGGCAGCGGUGGUAACGGCCAUGCGCUGGAGCACUACAGAGAGACCAACUACCCUCUAGCUGUCAAGCUGGACACCAUCACCCCCGAUGGAGCAGACAUCUAUUCGUUUGAGGAAGAAGAAGCUGUGUUGGACCCGCACGUAUCGGAGCACCUGUCACAUUUUGGAAUAGACAUGCUACAGAUGCAGAAACGAACAGAAAACGGGCAGCACACAGACAACAAACCCCGGCCGCGGGUCAGCGAGUGGGAGGUGAUCCAAGAGUUGGGCAUGAAGCUGAAGGAGGUGUACGGCUCUGGUUAUACAGGCGUCAAAAAUCUGGGAAGCAGCUGCUACCUUAGUACGGUCAUGCAGGUCCUCUUCAGCAUCCCAGACUUCCAAAGGAUGUAUGUGGGUAAUCUUCAGAGGAUAUUUGACUACUCACCGCUCGACCCCACCCAGGACUUUGCGACUCAAAUGGCUAAACUGGGACAUGGACUGCUUUCAGGCCAGUACUCCAAACCGCCCAUGAAAUCUGAGCUCAUUGAACAGGUGAUGAAAGAAGAAUACAAGGUGUUAAACUGGCACCAGCAGAAGGGCAUCUCUGCUCGAAUGUUGAAGGCUCUGGUCAGCAGGGGACACCCAGAGUUUUCCUCCAACAGACAACAAGAUGCUCAUGAAUUCCUCCUGCACAUGAUCAACCUGGUGGAGAGGAACAACGCAGGCUCAGAGAAUCCAAGUGAUGUGUUUCGCUUCCUGGUGGAGGAGCGAGUUCAGUGCUGCCAGACUCGUCGUGUCCGUUACACUCAGCGGGUAGACUACUGCAUCCAGCUGCCCGCUCCAUUUGAGGCCGCCAGCAAUCGAGAGGAGCUACUUGCAUAUGAGGUCAAGCGUAAGGAAGCAGAAGAGAACAUGCGUCCCCCUCCUGAGCCAGUGAGGGCGCGGAUCCCUUUCACUGCUUGUCUGCAGGCCUUCACAGAGCCGGAAAAUGUUCCUGAUUUCUGGAGCUCGGCACUGCAGGCCAAGUCAGCUGGAGUCAAAACUUCCCGAUUUUCCUCGUUCCCAGAGUAUCUGGUGGUGCAGAUUAAGAAAUUCACAUUUGGAGUUGAUUGGGUGCCGAAAAAACUAGGCUUGACUGUGUCUCCUCCUCUUUCAGAUAACUCCAUGAGCUCCUUGGACUCUCCAGAAAUAGACGAGGCUGCAGUAAUGCAGCUGGCGGAGAUGGGCUUUCCGCUGGAGGCCUGCAGGAAGGCGGUGUACUACACGGGGAACAUGGGCCCUGAGAUGGCCUUCAACUGGAUCAUAGCCCAUAUGGAAGAGCCAGACUUUGCAGAGCCGCUCACUCUGCCUUCCAUGAUUGACCCCGGCCCCUCCGCCGGGGACAGCCCCACGGGCGCCGCCCCGCUGGGCAACUCGCCCCCCGAGGAGAGCAUUGCCAUCCUUACUUCGAUGGGCUUCCCCCGCACUCACAGCAUCCACGCGCUCAAAGCCACGAACAAUAAUCUUGAACGAGCUCUCGACUGGAUCUUCACCCACCCGGAGGAGGAGGAGGAGAGCGAUGCCCUUUCAGACAUGGCUGACACAGAGCCCAAUGACAACGCCUUCUCCAACUCGCACAGCGACGCCACGCUGUCCCCAGACGGAGACGCGUCGGGCCCCAGAGUCAAAGACGGACCAGGACGAUAUGAGCUCUUUGCCUUCAUCAGUCACAUGGGAGCGUCCACGAUGUCCGGACAUUAUGUUUGUCACAUCAAAAAGGAGGGACGGUGGGUGAUCUACAACGACCACAAAGUGUGUUUGUCAGAAAGACCUCCGAAGGACUUGGGCUACAUCUACUUUUACCAUCGACUGUCGAGCAGUUAAACCGCCGCUCGCUGCGCCCGUGUCCUUUACAUAACCACAGACCCAGACUGGCAGAUGUCAGUGGGAACGAUGGGAUAACCUCUCCGACCAGCUGCUUGCCUUAUUGUGAUGUCAUUCUGGAGCAACCAGGAAGUCUGGUCAGAGGGAAAGCGACGUGCUUUUUGUGUAUUAGUGUUAAGCUUUAAAUGUGUAUAUAUCAGCGUUUGUGUUCAAAGGAAGAACUUGUCUUUACAGUGUUGGUACAGAGGGAUCGGUGCAAUUUCUACGAUCGUGCUCUUUACACGACGCCAUCAAAUCUUUCUCCUCUUCUCUGCCUUCAGUCACUGUGCCGAUUUUCUUCUUUCCCAAAGUGCAUUUUAUAAAUGUGUACUUAAGUGCUUCACUGCCAGCCCUGCUCUGAACCUGCAGCAACAAACACGAAGCUGGGCUGCAGGCGGCUUGAAUGUUUUUCAUCCUGAGAAACUGGAAAGAGGAGCGAUGCUCCUUCACCAGUGCAAUCCCAAGUGCUUCAUGUAAAACAAAUAUGAAGCAAACUUCACUAAGAAAGAAAAGUUUUGGUUUUCCACACGUGGAAGUCACCGCGUGAGCUUCAGAGUGAUAAAUGGGCGUGAACUAGAUUUGUCCCGGUGAUGCUCGAGGCCGACGCGUACGUUUGUCACGUUUAAUGAAAAACCUUCAACGCCCUGAUGCGCCGGCCGAGCUGUCAGGAUAUUACGUCAUUUCUGUCCCUGUUGCACUUUUUGACUCUUUCCUGUACCUGCACUGUACUUCCAGUCACAAACUACCAGAGUGCGGCACUGCCAAGGAGAUUAUAUUCAUUUGAUUCGAUCUAAGGCCAGCCUGGCUGUCAGUCGUCCCUGUUCAGGGAGGUUACACAGUAACGCAGGCGAACCUUUUGUGUACAUACUUGUUGCUCAAAGUGCAAAAUAUCUGCAAACUCGACCGUUCCUCGGCUGCACCUGGCUCACGGUGGUUCUUUUAUCACUCUGACAGAUUCGGACUGUAACCCAGAAGCUAAAACGAUUCAGGCCACGUUUGAAUGUUUUAGAGCAAUAUGCACUAAUAACCAAAUGUGCUGUUGAGCAGCUGUAUGAGAACAGCUGUACAGUGACCUCCUCUGAAUGUAUACACUGGUGCUCGCUGCAAACAAAACACUCAGACAUGACUGUGGUGCUACAGCUGCAGCUGCAGCCACCGGCUCUCUGCUCACUUAUCUGCUCAGUAAUAUUCAUCACGUACAGGAUGGAUUAAACACUGUGCUCUUCACUGUCAGUAUCUCCAUACUUGGCUUCAUAUCUUUAUUUUUAUUCACGUUUUGUUCAUCUCGGAGAGCGCGGUCUGCUUCCGGAGUUCUGCUCAAAUUAAUCGUACUUUAUCAAACGUUCAGUUAAUAAUUUUAGGCUCUCGUGCUCAAAGGGAAGACGUGCUGUUGACAAAGAGAGUAGAAAAGAGAAGCAGAACAGCUCCACGAUGGUUUCUUUCAUUGACACAGACAAAAACACAAAUGUAAUUUAUAUAAUGAAUCCAUGUGACUCCCCUUUAACAACACUGUGCCUCGAUUUCCCCGAGCAAAUCUUAGCCUCUUACCAGAUAAACUGUUUGUCUAUGCAUCGGGGAACGCUAAACGUCUCUAUGCAAGUCUUGUGUUUGUGACAAGCUUUUGCCUAAUGAUGGGUAAACGCUCCUCGUGGUCCCGUCUUUGUGUUUCUGUCCUCUUCCUUCAGCUCCGUCGCUCCAUUCUUCUCUUGUUGAAAACUAAAGGUUCAUUUUGUCAUUUAAAAAAGGAAGAAAGGUUUUUCACUCUCAGCAUGUUAACUAGAGACAUUUAGUCAUUUGGGUUGUACCGUUGUUCUCUUGUGAGCUUCAUUUAAUGUCAAAAAGCUUCUGUUUCUAAUCUUUUUUGUGUCCGUUCUGUAGUUUUCCUGUCAGAGCUGAACUGAUGAUUUUAAGCUGACUUUUGUAAUGUACCCAAAUAUGGCUUCGGUGUAUGUGAACAGAGUCACGGCAGUACCAGUGGCACUGUUUCCUCACGAUGUUUGGAUCAUUUAAUAAACAUGUUUGUUGAGA